Molecule: messenger RNA, 6033 nt
Organism: Plasmodium knowlesi strain H
Lineage: Eukaryota; Apicomplexa; Aconoidasida; Haemosporida; Plasmodiidae
Product: calpain, putative
Exons: 1
Coding region: 1-6033 (2010 amino acids)
Biological process (GO): proteolysis
Molecular function (GO): calcium-dependent cysteine-type endopeptidase activity
Source: RefSeq, a predicted model, not a curated record
AUGGGGUGUAGAUGUAGUAAGGUGAAAAAUGGAAGAAGGAAAGAAGAAAUUCAGGAAGACACAGUCAACAGCGACGUUAACAACGAUGUGUUGAAGAUAUAUAGGAGUGAGAAGGGAAGGUCCAAUCAGUAUAGGAGUGAGAAGGGGGAUUGUUCUAAAGAUAGACGGAACAAUGUGUCCAGUAAUACAUCCGCUAAAAGGUGGGUCAGCAAUAGUGAUCCUGAGAAUGAAGAAAUAGACUGCCCCUAUGUCAUCCCGUGUGAUGGUAGUAAGGACGGUUUCCCCUCAAUGGGAUACAUUUCUAGAGAAAGGAGAAAAAACAAACGGGGGGAAGAAGGAACGGGGCACGAAAGGAAGAAUGAACAAGACAGUAUAUCGUCCAAAGGGGCCAAAGUAAAGCAGGAGGCAGGUAACAAAGUCGAAGGUAAGGAAAUCGAAGGGAUUAAGAACAAUGUUGAUAAUAACUCCUUUACGGGAAUCAUAGAAACGAUGAACAGCACACUCAUAAAGAGGGAAUCCACAGCUCGAGGCAGAAAAGAAAAGGGAGAAUCGCCAUCCCAUAUGGAGAAGAAAAACCUGUUUAGAAAAAAAAAAAUUAAAUUUUUGUAUAAAACGAGCAAGGGUAAAAUAUGCACCAACGGAGGGAAGAAGCAAGAUCCAUCUGUUCCUCCAAAUGAAUCCAUCAUCACACAUCGCAUGAAAAAAAAAACAAAGGAAAUUUACAACUGCUUGGGUAGCAAGAAAAAAGAAGAAUUGCUAGUGAGAGCCAUCAGAAAGAAUAAAGAACAGCUCUUGUACUAUCACGAUUUUAGAAGUAUGAUUUUGAGAAAAAAUACUUUCUUGCAUAUUUAUGAAUUUUACAAAUUUAAUUCAAAUGUAUUUAAUUUGUUUUCCCUAAUGCCUAGCCACAUCGCCGAGAAUGUACAUGCGUCCAAAAUUUUGUUCGAAAGUUCCUUAAUAGGGAAUUACAUAAUAUUGCCAUGGAUUGAGAACGAUCCAGAUAUAAAGAAUAAUUCGUAUAUCAAACAUGUGAAACAUAUUUCGGAGAAGAAAAUGAAUAUGGAGAAGGAUGGCACAGAGGACCCUUGUGACAGGGAGGUAAACUUUUGCGGGUUAUUUAAUCACAAUCAUGACCAUAAGGAGAGCGAUGGAAACGGCGAAAAUGGGGAGAACGCCUUCAAUAAUCGAAACGACAAUGUCUAUGCGGACGAAUACGCGCAGAGAUGUAAUUCACCCCACGAUAAGCACACGUCAAAAAAUACUACUAGACGUGUUUUAAAGAAAAAACAACCAUUGUUCAAUGGAAAUACAGAGAGGGACAAGGAGAAAAAGUACGUUAGUAACAGAAACCUCAGCAUGGACAACUUAUUUAAGUUGCACCUUAGAAAGACCUCUACUGCGCGUGUUAAAAGGAAGAAAUGUAUGAAAGAAGUUGUUAGUAUGCAAAAAGAGGGAGCAAAAAAGGGUGCCUUUGAUGAGAAUAACGUGCAAAAUAAAAAAGUCGCCACGAAUAAGGAAAAGUUCAAAAAAACUGAGGAUCCUGAUGAAGGAAAGAGAUCAUCCUUAGAAGGUAGGGAAAGGAAAAAGGACCAAACGAAUAGGCAGAAUGGUGUAACCGUUCAAACGGAAAAUCACACGACAGACCGCCUUAUAAAUAGGGUUGUAAAGGAGAAAGUACAGAAGGGUCAGGGAGAAGGACCCAUUCGAAAUAAUAUCAAUGGCAAGGAAAAUGAACAGACGGAUAAAAGAAAGAGGAAUCAUAAUAGUGCGUUCAGUGCCCCAAUAGCAAGCAAGAAUAAAGAUCAUGUGGAAUCUAUAGGACAUAGAAAAAAGGAAGAAAAGAAAAAAAACGAAAAAAAAAAAAAUACAUAUGAGGAGGAGAAGAAGAAGAAGAAAAAAAGGGGAGAUAGUUCCACACAUGUGAAGAGGGGGAAAAAGGAAGAAGCCGGUCUGCAGUCCGCUCUGUCAAAUAACGUGAUGGUAACGAUGAAUGAAAAGAACAUCGAAUCGAGAGUAGACGUGGACAAAGAAAAGAAGAGGAAGAAAAAAAAAACGGAUGGAAUGAAAUGCAAGAAAACAGUUAGAAUUAACAUGACGGAAAAUCAAGUGAACGGAAUAAAUUGUCAUGUGGGAAUGAAAGAAGACAAGGGAGAAGUACACCACAGGAGUAGCAAUAAUAAUAGACAACACAACGAUGGAGGACACAUCAUCAGGAGAGAAGACCAAGAGGAUUACAUCGCACAUGGAAAGGUUGGAACCACAAAUUGCAACACAAAAGUGAUGAAACGAGUUAAAAGAGAAGUAGAAUGUCAUAAAAUGGUGUAUCAAGACGUAACUCCAGGAAAUAAGGAGCAAAGUAGUAAAGAUGAGAGGGGCCUGCAGAUGGAGAAUCGAAAAUUAAAGUACCAAAUGUGCAUCGGCAAGAACACAAAAAAUGAAAAAGUUGAAGGCGAAAGAAAAAAACAUAUGAUUAGCAACAAAUUAGAAAAGAGAGGAUAUCUAAGAGAAGAGAAAACUGCGCAAGAAAUUUGCGAACAUAAAUAUGGACUAAAUGAAAGUUCGAUAAAGAAAAAUUAUGUAAUGUGCAAAAAAUGUUACAAAAAAAGAUGCAUAUAUCAUUACAUCAAUUGUUUUAAGCUCUACGGAUGGGUAAAUUACAAAUGGACAGAUCCUGAUGGCUAUUUAGAACUAAGUGUAAGACAAAAAAAAAAGUUCGAUUCUUGGAAAAGGCUCUCAGAAUUAUAUAACAACCCCAUUGUUAUGUCAACAGAUUUAUAUAAUAGUUGUAUAAGACAAGGAUUUGUAGCAGAUUGUUCCUUUUUAUCUUCUUUAACUGUUUUGAUUGAAUAUGAGAGAAAGCACAAAGUCCCCGUUCUCUCAAAUAUCAUUUCUCCUUGUACAUCAAAUUAUGCACAUGUGAAUAAGAAUUGGCCAGUUUUUAACCCAUGUGGAAUGUAUAUUUGUAGAUUACACUGUAAUGGAAUUCAGAGAAAAAUUAUCAUUGAUGAUUAUGUACCUGUGAAGACGAAUAAUUCUUUGCUAGUAGCUUAUUCCAAUAAUCAGAAGGAGCUUUGGGUUACUUUGCUUGAAAAAGCCUUCGUGAAAUUGAUGGGUGGUUCCUACUCUAUGUAUGGAUCCAACCCCGGCUCCGAUUUGUAUUACCUAACUGGCUGGAUCCCCGUGACAAUUUCGUUGAAGUCGAAGAUAAGUAGCUCUCCUCCGUCCUUGGACCGUUUAACGGCUCACACCGCGGUCAAUGAGGUAUGUUCAUCUGCUUUGGAUGCUUCUUAUGGAUCCGCCAUGGGGAUGCACUCUCCAAGGAAGAAGUCCAAAUUGGGGUUCACUGUUGUACGGGAUGGGAAGCGGAAGAAAGCUUAUGCACAUGAAAAAAGUUUGAAAAAGGGGGAGAGAAAAAAUGUGAUAAAUCGGAAAAAGAGCCCUUACCAGUAUGUUCAAAGCGACAAAAAUGGAACGACACCAUGUUCAGGUGGACAAUUGUACACGAAAAGGGGAAGAAGGCACCAGCCAUAUGACUUCCUUGUUGGAGUCAAUUUAUGCAUCCAUCGAUUGGGCACAAGUAGGAACUGGCACCCAGCGCGUGCUGAUUGGUCAAAGUAUGAAAAGUUGAAGAUGUAUUGGACUCUGCGCCAUUUGUAUGCAACGGAGGAAAGAUGGAAAGGGAAGGAAAAGCCGCGCAAGGCAAAGAUAGGACCCAAAUGUACUGUUAAAAAGGUAAACAAUGCCGAUGGAACGGCAACCAAGGAGACAGAGAAAAAAAGAACCUCUAUGGACGGAAAUCCACUUUGUGUCAUCUUCCCGAAAAUGAAGAAAAUCCCACACUGUGUAAGAAACGGAAACGAUGUAAAGGAUAUAUUGAAUGAAGUUAUGACAGAUCGCGAAGUUAAAAUGAGACAUACGCAUCAAUUUCUGUGCGAAGCAGUGAGUAACAUGGACCUGUCUUCCUAUGUGUGCGGGUCCAUUGAUCAGUACAGUUAUUUAAAUCAGAAAGGGGAAAGCUCCGUUUUGGUAGAUGAGGAGUAUGAAGAAUAUGAUGAGAAGUGGGACAUCAUAUGGAAUAAUAUUUACGAAGGAAUAAAAAAAGGAAAAUGUGUUGUUUGUUUAGGUACCCUAGAAUUAAAGGACGCCGCACCGUCAGGGUUGGACUAUCCAGAAGGGGUUUCCCUCUCAACUGGAAUUGUAACGAGACACGCCUACUCUAUUUUAAACAUUGAAACGUAUAACGGGGAUAAACUGCUCUAUAUAAAGAACCCAUGGGGAUGCAUCCGUUGGAAAGGGAAGUAUUCUCAUCAUGACGAAGCAACUUGGACAAAGGAAGUGCAGAAGAAGUUAAAUUAUUCUCUUGAGAAAGCUAAAGGGAAAGACGAUGGUUGUUUUUGGAUUCCAUGGAAAGAUGUAGUGAAAUAUUUUUCGCACAUAUAUAUUUGUUGGAAUAGUGUUAUCUUUCCAUAUCAGUUUGAAAUUCACACAAAAUGGGAAAACAGCACGUACUUGAGUAGCUCCAUUUUGCAAGACGACACUCACCUCGUUGCUUACAACCCUCAGUUUGCUCUACAUGUAAAUGUGAAGAAACAAGAUCUGUCCGAAGAUGGUUUACGCUAUAUAGGAAAAAAACCGAUAGAAAUAUGGAUUCUUCUAUCCAAGCAUGUGAGGGAGAGAAAAGUAGACGCUUCACAGAAGUAUCUAGCGCUCCAUAUCCAUUCAGGAAAGGAUAGAAUUGUUUGUCCUUUAUUUCCUAUUAAGCAAGGAAUAUACUCCAAUGGGGAAUGUACCUUCACCAAAUUGGUAAUCGGAGGUGAAGAUGAAUGUAUAAAUAACUACCUUAUGAAGAAGAGCUCAUCCAGAAAGGACCCUUGUGAUACCUUCCAGAGUGGUCACCCAAAUAAUGUGACAGGAGGAAACAUACAAAACAGCAAUGAUAACGGAAACAUGAACGGGAACGCAUCAGGAGAGGGUCAGCAAGAAAUUUUAAGGAUCGUCGAUUUUGUCUUAAUAGUUUCACAAUACUCACAGAAAGAAGAAUUUAAUUUCACGUUAAAGGUAUUUAGUCAUACGCAUUUAUCCAUAUAUGAGUUACCACCAAUGCUACCAGAGAAUUACGAUUCUCUAUAUUUCAAAGGACAGUGGACAAGUAAAUGUGCAGGAGGGUGUUCGAACAAUUUGUGGUCAUACUUUAGAAAUCCUCACAUACGUUUUUAUGUGCCCGAAGAUUGCACAUUUUUUAUUUUCCUUGAAUGCUCACAAGAACAUUCAGUUAAUUUGAGAAUAUUCAAAGGGAUGACAUCAUCCCCGAGGAGUUUAAAGAAAGGAGAAAUUAUAUCGAGUGGAGCAUACAAAGCUGGAUGUUGCUAUAUUGAAUGUAAACUAGAGAGUGGGAUUUAUUGCCUGAUUCCAUCUUUAUAUAGAGCCAACGUUACAGGAGAUUAUCAAAUAUGUAUUCAUUACCCUAAGCAGAAAGAGAAACCAGUCCUCCAUUUUAUUCCGUACUCAUAUAUCGUUCCUCCACUUUCCUUUUUUAAAUACCAAUUAGUACAUUUAUACUCUUUAAAAAAUUAUUCUAUCAUUUUGUUCCACUCCACAUGUGUCACGCUGCUCUCUCUUAGAAUUACCUUCUUUGAACAUAUGAAAAUUAAGGGCAUUCCAUUUGUUAAUAUUUACAAGCUUGUCGGUAGUACAGAUUCAUAUGCGAACGAUUUGGAGACUGGAAAUGUCAUGAAGAAUAAUUUAUUUAACUCCUACAUUUCGCAUAAUAGAUAUGUAUACAAGAUUGUUCAGAAGUGCAAUAUCCAUGGUGGACCAGGGUAUGACAUACUCCCCCUUUCUACUUGUGCAUACGAUUACUACAUCAAAUUUAACUCUGUAUUGAUUCCGUUGGUGCAGGUGGAGAAUGAGCAUACUUCCUACUUACUUCUCAUCACCACCAAUAUAAAGGAGGAUAUUCUUUACAACCAUGAGGUGCACUUUGUGUCAGAGAAGCAGCUCUCAGUGGAUUCAUGUUACCCUGUGCAGGCUUAG